UAAUGCAUGACCAUACGUCCGAUGAGAAAGCCACUUCCCUUGUAAAUAAGAAGGGUCUGACGCGAGGCUGCUAGCUUCGCCGACCGAGCAAGAGCCGCCAAGAUGGUUAUUGCCGACGCACGCGGCCUGCAGCGAGUUUCGUACUCGCUACCACCUCCUUCGAACGACGAAGCGCUGCCCUGCUUUCAAGUGCCACCAUUCGUCGAUGUCGAGUCAAGGCUACACCGAAGUGGGCCACUUUUGAUCCCCACAGAGAUCUAUGGCGGGAAAGAAGCUCACUCUUCGUCAGGUGCCGCAUCGAAAGAUAGUGGCAGCCGUCAUGCGACGCAUACGCUUGCGGUGACAUCACUUGCGCUCGAUUUGGUGACGUGCGUUGGGGAUGAUGGGGAGUCGAGCGAGGAUGAUAGUGAUGAAACGCAGUCGUCCGAAGGGGCGAGGAAGCCCACUUGGACCCGACCUGUGCGGCCUUACCCGCGAGGAAUCUUGUACACAGCGGGAAGAGAUGGUCUGACGGCGUCGUGGGAUCUCAAGCUGCCGGUGCAGUGCAGGGAAUCAACCCGGCAAGCAAUUGGUGGCGCGUCUCCAAAUCAGGAAGGAGACAUGACAAACUUGGAAUUGUCGUUAGCGGAAGAUGGUCACCUUCCGAGCUCCACACAAGCAGACCAGCAUUGGCGGUCGGACUCUACCUCGCGCAUGCACCGGCCGGCUGCGCCUUCACUCAUACCCGGCUUACAGAAAAGCCCAGCUUCCGGGAGACCGACGUCAAUCAAAGUGUCCCCGCAUACUUUCCAAGCUGUGCAGCCAUUCUGGCAUCCAAAGGCGCGCCGACGGAAACCAGCUUUCAGGCAGUGCAUCCAGUCUCAUACGGACUGGGUGAACGAGAUCGUGCUCUGCAACGACAACCAGACGCUCAUUUCUGCCUCAUCAGACCGCACAGUGAAGGCUUGGAAUCCGCACCACACUGCCUCGCAGUUCAAGCCGCAUUCGAUCGGGUCUCACGCAGAUUAUGUCAAAUGCCUCGCGCUUGCACCAGCUGUUUCGAAAGUCUUCAGUGGUGGAUUUGAUCGCUGCGUCAAGCUUUGGGACCUCAAUGCUGGGAGGUCCGGCGACGGCGAGCCAGUCUUCCAGCUAGGUCCUGGGGGAGGGCAGUCUGAGAGCUCGGUUUAUGCGCUUGCUACGGACGAAUCUGCCCGCACGGUUGCCGUCGGGUCUACCGAACAUAUUGUCAGCGUCUGGGACGUCAGAGCGAAGCGGCAGAUUGCGAAGCUCAUCGGCCACACAAACAAUGUCAAGUCGCUUCUCAUCUCCAAUGACGGACAACAGAUCCUCUCCGGUUCGUCGGACUCGACCAUUCGCUUGUGGUCGGUUGCGGAGCAGCGUUGUCUUCACACAUUUGAGCAUCACAAUGACUCAGUCUGGAGCCUCUACUCGGAUCACCCGCGGCUCGACAUAUUCUACAGCGGCGAUCGUCAAGGCUACGUAUGCAAGGUCGACUGGGAGCGAUGUGCGGAAGUUGAUGAAGGCGAGUGCGUUGUACUCUGUAGAGACUCAGUCGCAGGGCAAGACGAGAGCACAUUAGAAAAUACCCAGCACAACGGCAGUGCUACCCGCGGAAAAGCUACCAGUGCAGCGGCAUGGUCUCAACGGCACAAACAAUUGACACACUCCGGCAUACACAAGAUCGUCGCUAUCGACAACGCAUACUUCUGCACCGCUUCCAAUUCAUCCUCCGUGAGGGUUUGGGAAGACAUUCCCACGCGGUGCGAAAGAGAAGCACUAUAUACUUCAGUUCAGGCAAACGCGGCACGGAUGCUUGGUAACCCGAGCGACUCACCAGGACAGCUGGCACCACAAAAACAUGCAACGCGACCCUCUCCCUUGCGUAACGAUCUGACACAAUCUUCAGCAUCGCCCCGAUCAGGACAUGCACCACUGCCUGGAUCUUCUGGCGUGUCAUUUUCCGAGCCCGAGGCAUCGGUUGCCGCUUGUUCGCCUUCUCCGAGUCGAAUGGCAGGGCUCGUUGGGGUUCGAAUGACUUCUUCCCCGCUUGCACGCUUUAACCUUACUCAAGAAGAAGGCAGUGACGAGCACGCGCACUCGUACCACUUCAAUGGUAUUCCUUUUGACAGCCUAGUCAACCUCUCCCCCUUCAAUGAGCUCUACGCAGUUGGCCGUAGCAGCGUCAGCGUGCGACGCAGCUUUGUGGUCCCGAGGACGCAUGGGAUGGGAACAGAGUCGAUGAACACCUUCAACCAUCCUGUCUCUUCCGCAGCUGCUCGGAUGCACCUUGUGAACACGGACAUGUCUCCUCUCCGAUCUGCCUAUGAUGCCGCAUCGCUCCCUGCGGCACUUCAAUUCGACGUUGUCGGCACCAUGCAAAGUCCUUCAUCGUCUCUUCGGUUCUCCCACAGCUUCAAGCACGCGCACCAAGCCACAUCACCGCCCAAUUCUGAUGUGGCGCCAAGUAUCAACUCGCGCACAAGUUUGGUGUUGGACGCGGAAGAGGAUAGGGAGCUUGGAGUCGGGCAUCAGUUGCAAGCUGCUUUUGAAGAGCGCGAACUAGCGCAAGACGCAACGCCACUACGCGGCUCCCCUGCAGAGGUCUUGGAAGGGUCUCACGGGCUCAUACGUUCUUGCAUGCUCAACGACCGGCGGCAUGUCUUGACUAUCGACACAGCUGGCAAUGUCGCCCUGUGGGACAUCAUUAAGUGCACCUGCCUGGGCACGUUUGAAGCGCAUCAAGUCCGUACUGCCGCGCUCGCCGACUCACCACUCCCAGAAAAUGACAUUGAAAGGGAAAAUUGGAAGGCAGUGAGCUAUCCGGGUGAAGUGCUGGAAGCCGUUCGGGAGCGCAUUGAGGGUUGUGGAGCAACACCUCUAUGGUGCACGGCAGAUACGAGGGCGGGGAGUCUCACAGUGCACUUGCAAGAGCCGAGGUGCUACGAUGCUGAAAUGUAUCUCGACGAGUUGAGCUUCCUUCCCCCGGCCGCCAUGAAGGAAGACCAGCGCGUCAAUGUUGGAAAGUUGCUGUUGCGGAAUCUUCUCCAUGGAUUCUUCACGGCCGAGGUUUCCGUCAGAAGCGGCAAGCUUGCCGGUUCAACUGCACUUGCGGCCGAAGCACAUGAGGUAUUUGAAGUCGAAGGUGACGCCUUGGCUAUCCAGACUCCGUCUUUUGCAGCCCUCCGUCCGCGCACUCCUGGCAUGACGAUAUCUAUGGUAACGUCUCCCAGUAUACCUGCUAUUUUCCCGUCUUCUACCCCGUUCAGUCCAGGGUCUUCGAGCGGUCUCAAUCGUAUGCUCAACGCGCUCAAAAUACCUGCUGAUGGUCCUAGCAAUUAUUUCGACUCGCAUCCGUCUACAAUACCUCUUCCAUCAACAGAAGUCAAUGCAGUUAUGACGCCAAACAGUAAAACAACACCAACUGGCUUCAUGAGCCGAUUCAAGCGGGCACGACCCAAGAGUCAGAAGCAAUCGCGCAAUGUAUAUGGUGAUGUUGCUGCUGUGGAUACUACAGUGUCAUCAACUGCGAAUGCUUCCGCAGAGCAUACACGCGUCCGUGCGGCGCGAGAGAUUCUCUGCCGAACGAUGAAACCUCUGCCCGAAAGCGAUGCACCGGUGUACGGUCUCCCGCACAGCACACCUGUUGUCUUUUCGGAAUCAUCUGCGGAUGCAGGCCAGUAUGAAGUCACGUACCGAGGACUGGUCGGUAGCACCGCGGUUGAUGUGCCAGCGCUAGAGCUGUGCGCACCGCGAUGGCUUUUGGCGAUGCUUUUCCAAGGAGAACUUCAGCAGAAAGAUCCUAUCAAAUCAAGCUUCAUUCUGCAGCCUUACUCGGGAGGCGCGUCAGAUGGUGUAGCGCCCGCCGGUGUGUUCCAUACGAUGCCUGCUUUGCCUUCAGGCAACGCAUGCCUGACUGCAACACAAAUGCUACGAAUGAAGAAGGUCGCGACUUAUGUUGCAGAGAAACUCGAUAUGCAGCUACCUCACGCUGGUGACGACAGCAUUGUAGCCAGCCGUCGGCCCUCCGCAGUCUCUUCUUCCGGCGAUGCUACACCUUCUGUUCUCGGGGCCGCUGCGGGGGGCCUCUGGGCGCACGAGACUAUCGAGAUCCUUUGCAACCACGUUGUCCUUCCGCCGAAUCUCACGCUCGCGCAAUGUCGAAGGUUUCUAUGGAAAAACUCUGCAGACAUGAGGCUCGAGUACCGCCUCCGGCAAUGUUCAGAUUGAGCAUCGCACGUAAUGGAGCCUCUGUAAAUGCAUUUACAUCCAGC
Messenger RNA from Tilletiaria anomala UBC 951, 4271 nucleotides. Its product is annotated as WD40 repeat-like protein. Gene Ontology annotation, biological process: protein deubiquitination; double-strand break repair via homologous recombination. The record is from RefSeq and is a predicted model, not a curated record. The transcript is spliced from 5 exons. Gene Ontology annotation, molecular function: ubiquitin binding. The coding region runs from base 103 to 4227 and encodes 1374 amino acids. Lineage: Eukaryota; Fungi; Basidiomycota; Exobasidiomycetes; Georgefischeriales; Tilletiariaceae.